AUGAAGUUGGAUUUGGACCUGCUGCGGGACGAAGUGGAGACGAAUCCUUAUAAGACCACCCGUGAAAUGGCGAUGAACCUUGGUGUCACUCAUGUCACUCUACAAAAAGGACUGAAGUCACUUGGCAAAGUCCAGAAGCUUGGUCGACGGGUACCCCAUGCUCUAACCCAACACGACAUGAAUCGUAGGGUCGACGUCGCACUUUCACUUCUCACUUUGAAGCGCAGUCACAAUUGGCUCGACGAUCUCAUAACUGGGGAUGAGAAGUGGGUGCUGUACUCUAACGUCCAGCGCCGUGCCCAAUGA
This is a messenger RNA of Cylicostephanus goldi, 306 nucleotides long. The record is from the annotation of a GenBank genome assembly. Lineage: Eukaryota; Metazoa; Nematoda; Chromadorea; Rhabditida; Strongylidae.